This is a messenger RNA of Acanthochromis polyacanthus (spiny chromis), 4273 nucleotides long. It is a transcript of the gene smad4a, whose product is annotated as SMAD family member 4a. The record is from RefSeq and is a predicted model, not a curated record. The transcript is spliced from 11 exons. Lineage: Eukaryota; Metazoa; Chordata; Actinopteri; Pomacentridae. Gene Ontology annotation, biological process: transforming growth factor beta receptor signaling pathway; SMAD protein signal transduction; anatomical structure morphogenesis. Bases 521 to 2032 code for a protein of 503 amino acids. Gene Ontology annotation, cellular component: heteromeric SMAD protein complex. Gene Ontology annotation, molecular function: I-SMAD binding; RNA polymerase II cis-regulatory region sequence-specific DNA binding; DNA-binding transcription factor activity, RNA polymerase II-specific.
AUCUGCACGUGUGCAUGCGCAGUUGCAGCGUGGUAGGUGGAGGAGAAUUUUUUGUUUAUUUUCGUGGCCAGUAAGCGAGCAAGCGCGUUGGAGGUAGCUCACGGCAUUUUUUGCAUUGUAUCAGCGUGUAAUUAGUCGAACGGACAAACGAGGACGACUUUAGCUAGUAUGAUACUGUAACUCUUUCGUGAGGUAGUUUUGGGCCCGACUCAACAGAAGGUUAGCUCGGAAGCUAGCUUCAAAUUGAUGAAUGUAUGUUAGCGGUAGGUGUUAGCAUACGAGCUAGCGAGCUAGCCAAAUAACAUUAACGCAAGCUAGUUAACGUACCACAGUUUAGGUAGAUAAAGACCCUCACAUAUCAUCUUCUACCACUGGGGUCAACACUACUGCGCGGUAAAAUCACGGUUGCCGAACGUAGGCUGCUUUGGAUCAACAGUAAUUUCACCUUGUCACUUCUGCUUGCAAAGGAAUAGAGGAUACAACUGGAAAGCCUCCCUAAGGCUGAAACCUAAGGAGCAAGAUGUCAAUCACAAACACUCCCACAAGUAAUGAUGCCUGCCUGAGCAUUGUGCACAGCCUCAUGUGCCACCGGCAGGGAGGAGAGAGUGAAAGCUUCGCCAAGCGAGCCAUCGAGAGUCUUGUCAAGAAGCUGAAGGAGAAGAAAGAUGAGCUGGAUUCCCUCAUCACAGCCAUCACUACGAAUGGAGCUCAUCCUAGCAAGUGUGUAACCAUCCAGCGAACUUUGGACGGACGCCUACAGGUUGCGGGACGUAAAGGUUUUCCCCACGUUGUCUAUGCACGACUGUGGCGAUGGCCAGAUUUACACAAGAAUGAGUUGAAACACGUAAAAUACUGCCAGUAUGCCUUUGACCUGAAAUGUGACAAUGUUUGUGUCAACCCAUACCACUACGAGAGGGUUGUCUCUCCAGGAAUUGACUUAUCAGGGCUCAGCAUCACAAAUCCAGGUCCACUCUUGGUAAAGGACGAAUAUGACUACGACAACCAGCAAUCUCACUCCAGCUCUGAAAACCACCUGCAGACGAUCCAGCAUCCGCCAUCAAGGCCGGGUCCGCAGGAGACGUUCAGCAGCCCCGCUCUUCUACCCCCAUCGGAGGGCAGCAGUUCAGCUUCAACUUCUGCUUUCUCUACCAUCAGUGCUGGACCUUCAAAUCCUCCCCCCAACUGGAGCAGAGGCAGCAGCUUCACCCCUGCGGUGCCUCAACACCAGAACGGGCAUCUACAGCAUCAUCCACCCAUGCCUCACACAGGACAUUACUGGCCUGUUACCAAUGAAAUUGCAUUCCAGCCCCCUAUAUCCAAUCAUCCUGCUCCAGAAUACUGGUGCUCCAUUGCAUACUUUGAGAUGGAUGUCCAGGUCGGGGAGACGUUCAAGGUGCCGUCCACAUGUCCGAUAGUGACUGUGGAUGGAUAUGUGGAUCCAUCAGGAGGCGAUCGCUUCUGCUUGGGUCAGCUGAGCAAUGUCCACAGGACGGAGAACAUCGAGAGAGCCAGGCUUCACAUUGGCAAAGGCGUGCAGCUGGAGUGUAAAGGUGAGGGAGACGUCUGGGUCCGUUGUCUGAGCGAUCAUGCAGUGUUUGUGCAGAGCUAUUAUCUGGACCGGGAGGCAGGACGUGCUCCUGGUGAUGCAGUUCACAAGAUCUACCCCAGUGCUUACAUCAAGGUGUUCGACUUGCGUCAGUGCCACCGGCAGAUGCAGCAGCAGGCAGCAACAGCUCAGGCGGCAGCUGCAGCUCAGGCGGCGGCAGUGGCUGGGAACAUUCCUGGACCCGGCUCUGUGGGAGGCAUCGCUCCUGCCAUCAGUUUGUCUGCUGCUGCAGGCAUUGGGGUGGACGACCUGCGCAGGCUGUGCAUCCUGCGGAUGAGCUUCGUGAAGGGCUGGGGGCCGGACUACCCACGGCAAAGCAUCAAAGAGACGCCCUGCUGGAUCGAGAUCCAUUUACACCGAGCUCUACAGCUGCUGGAUGAAGUUCUGCACACCAUGCCCAUAGCCGACCCUCAACCUCUUGACUGAGUUAAAAGACACGAACUGUACAAAAAAUGACAAAAGAACAAAAAAAAUUAAAAACAAAUCAGUCUGUACUUUGAGGAGACCACUCCACCUAUAGGCCUGGAGCACCGAAGGAGGACUGCAAACACAGGGAUGCUGAGUAGGUUGUAGGAGUAGGAACGAGGACAGAAACGCCGGCAAUAUACUCCAAACACUUUCAAAUUCUGGUUUGCUAGGGCUGGACCUGAAUAUCCCGAAUAUCCGAAUAUUCGUUCGCUACGGCGGUAUCCGGAUAUUAAUUUUGGUAUCUGAAUAUUCGCCCCACCCCGCUGUCUUCUCUCCGCCUUCGGCACAUAUCGGCUCAUCUCGUCGCGUGAUCACAUAAACAUAUACACAUGUCUAUGUGAUCACCCCCUCCUCCCCCAGACGAAAAUAUUCGGAGCUCGUCUCUUCCCUUCGCCUUCGGCCCGCUUCGGCUCAUCCCGCCGUGUUCUUCGGCUCAUCUCGGCUCCUCCAUUCAUGUUUGUAAACACCACUCGUCUUUAAUAGGGCCCGAAUAUUCGGAGGCCAGAAGCCACUAUUCGGGCCAGCCCCAGCUGAGUGACACUAAAGGUCUGUAAGGCUUCCAAACAACAGCUAGAGGAACAUGUGAGUCACUGGAAACAUGCUGGCGAGAGGAUGAAAUAGGAAGCCAGUAUUCUGACAUUGUUCACUGUUUGGAACUGCGUAACACCACAAAGUGAACAAAGCCUGUGUCUGUCAAUUGGCAAGCUUGCUACAAAAGUACCUGAAACUCUUAAUAUGAAUUGAGCAACUGCAGUUUAAAGAUAAUAAUGAUUUCAUUAGUCCCAGUGCGGUCUGAAAGUAACAGAUCACCUGAAGAGAGCGCAGGAUGUCAAACAAUGAAUUAGUCCUUCUUUUUCAGUGUGGAUGUUUGCAUAUUUUUAAACUAUUUGGCUUCAAAACAGUGAAGUUGAGCAUAAUGUGGCACAUCGUCUUGGAUGCAAACCUGUUCUUCACCCUGUCUGUAAACCCUAAAUGUGAUUUCAGCUGGAAUAUACUGCCGGUCCAGUCCUCCUCCGUUAGUUUCCCCGUGGCUGAAGCAGCUUCAUGUACGUGGAGUUAUUUCCCAUUCACAGAUCAGGACAUUUCUGUAGAAUCAUGUUAUGCAUUACUCAUGUUCUUGUAAAAUGUAAUCUUAAAAUAUUUUUCAGUGCUGACGGUCCUUGUUUGAUGUUUUUUUGAUUUGUGUUUUUAUUGACAGAGCAUUUGAAAAGCCAGUUAUAGCUAAAUUCUUUUUCCAACACCAUAAAACGUCCAUUACUCCACGACCAGUCAAGGCUGUUGUUGCACUGAGAAGUGAUGUUUUGUACAGAGAAUUUUCAAACCCCGAGCUGCAUUGAAAUGCUAAAAUACGCCCCCUCUCUCCCACGAAAAAAACAAUAACACCUGCGUGAAUAUUAUCUUAUUGUCAUCUUUUUUGAUUAGAUGCCCACAUAGUGUCCAUUAGCCCUUUAUUAAUUUGGAUAUGUCUCGUUUCAGAGUCUCAUUUGUGGCUACUUGUUGUAUCCAUAUAACCUCUUAGCAUAGCUAAGUUUUUCUUGCUAACGACCUUGUUGAAAUCAUUAAAAAAUGUGGUUCAGUGUGCUGUCAGCCCAAAAUCUGUCAUCGUCAAGCUUGAAAGGUGCGUUUCGACCCAUCUUUGAUACCGACGAGGCAUUUUGGGUGGAGCAUCACCUUUUAAGAUGACUUCACCACCACCCACUUUUAAUCUGAGAAUAGCUCGGAUGAUAAUUAUUCUAUAGACAACAGCUGAGUCAGUGAGGAAAGAACUGUGAGAGGAAGCGUAAGCCAUAUCGAUGCCAAAUAUACUCGACGGAAAGCGAAAAGGUUAUCAGACUGCAGUCAUUUCAGUAUUACGUUGCUCGUGAAAGCUUGGUUUUAAUUAUCGGAACCAUUUUUUUUGUUUGUUUAUGCUCGGCACUAUUGAUCAAACGAUAUUUUGGUAUUUGGAGCUCUGUUUACCUAAAGCUGUUGCAGUAUUUUAUACUCUUUUUGCUACCUUUACAGUGAUGAAUCAUUCUGGGCAUAAUCAAAAGAUUAUUAAAAAGAAGAAGAAUGCUGUACAAUUUUCAGGAAAUGCAAGUUCAUGCUCAUCUUAAUCUUUACAAGUAUGUCAUACAAUCUCAAUACAUAUGGAGUUUGAAUGAUAUUGGUGUUUAUAUGUAUGAAUAUGGUUGAAUAAAAUUUAAUGGGCUAACCUUA